UGGAGAUUGUAGUUAGGGGAAUUACAGUUUGCCACGUAAAAGCAGCAUAUAACCAGUAUAACUUAAGAGUUUGAAUACUUAAAAUUGUUUUUAGUUGGUGUAUAGUUGUUAUCGCAAUCACAAGCUCUUCGGAAUGGCUACCAGGAAACAGUUGGAGAAAGAGAUGCGGGAUGUUUUGGGUGGAAAUAAAUAUUCUGUGGCUAAAAAGCUUAAAAUCGCAUCACUCUCCACCAAAAAAUUAAUAGCCUUUUUAAAGGCGAGAAGUGUUCCUAUAGAAUAUCCCACGGAACGUGCAUAUUUAGUGGACUUACUUAAAGCUGUAAUGGACGGUAGCGAUGAAAUAUUAGAUAUUCAAGAGGUUGAUAUUGAGAAUAUGACAGAUGUCGAAUUACAAAUGGGCGUUUUGCAAGUUUGCAAACCAAAAAAAUCAGUACGAGAAAUACAACAAGAAUUGGCGGAAAAUUGCGGAUUUCAACAAGCUGUUAUAUGGGAUCUGACGAAGGGAAAUUCUAGUGAUUUUAUGCAGGAAAAAAUCAAACAACUUAUACCAGAUCAAGAAAAAGGACAAAAUUCAGUUGAGAAAAUGCGCGCAAGUAUUUUCAAUAGUGUAUGGGCACAAAGAAAAUACACCAAUGGUAAUUCACUUACUUCCAUAUUCUAUGUUAUGGUUACUCCAGAGGAGAAUUUGGUUCCUGCCAGAGAAUCGACUACGUUUUCAUGUCAUCCAGUAUUUCGUUGUCGAAAAUGUAUAGUUGAUAACAACGACAGUAGUAAUUGCUGCAUGAUUUAUGUGGACGAAACAGGAAGAGUAUAUCAGAACUGGAAUUCAUUUAUUGAGGAUAAUGUUUUGCCAGCCGGUAUUCUGGUAACACCACGGCGUGGAGUUUAUAAUUUUGAUGAACGUAACAAUGUUAUCUUGGAAAUUUAUCGCACACCUAACGGUAAGCCGGGAACUAAACUUAUGAAUGCAGCACAAACUGGUUCGGCAGUACUGGGGAUGGGUGCGGCAGUUGUGCCUUUGGCUGCAUUGGCAUUGCCCAUCGCAGCGCCUGUUGUAGCUGGAGCGGCCUUAGUUGGUCUAGGCGUUGGUGCAUUUACAAGUAUUACAUCCGCUCUUAAUUUAAGAGAUCGAGCCAAACAUGAACAAACGUUAAGUGUAAUGGAUAGUCAGGCAAGGUCCAACUACCUGGGUGUAGCGGGUGGCAUUUUAGGUAUGGCAGCGGCUGGUGCAACGCGUGCAAUGACAUCAAUGGCUGCCGCAGGAAAAGCAACAAAGGGUCUUGAAGUUCUUGUGAAUGGCAUUAACGUAUCCAGCAUUGUACUUUCUGGUAGUGGAGUUGCUAAUGGAGCUUUGGAUCUCAUUUUUAAAUUUCGCGAUAAUGAUGAAAUAUCAUCAAUAGAUAUUCUACAGUUGUCUGCAUCCUUGGUGUUGUUUACACAUUCGUUAUACAACUUCCAAUUGGCAUCGCGCAUAGCAAAUGAUGCCCGCACAAACUCUAUAAAAAGUUACCGUGAGGCACUGAGUGGCCGCCAAAGACGCAUGUUCGAUAAAAUGUCAAAGGAAACUAUUCGCACAAGUGGAGAGAAACAGGGAAAAAUCGAUAUAGUUCGCAAUAUAAAUAAAAUCCCCGACCGCCAAUUUUUAAAUGAUAUGUUCAAGGUCAAUAAACAAAUGAAUAAAGCUAAUGUAAAGCCAUCAUUUGGUCCUAAUGGUCUUGUACUAAACAAUGAAGUACCCAUUGAUGCCGCUGCACUAAGACAAAAUGUUAAUAUAUUGAAGCAAGUAACGAAUCCGAUACCCUCUACUCAUCAGGCUGCAUCGGGCAGUGACACAGCUUUGACAGCGGGACGCUUAUAUUAUACCACCAAUGAAGCUACCAGCAGGAGAGAAUGCAACAAUUUAUGUGAUGUUCUAAAUGAUUCUCGAAAUUUCGGCAUCUCAAAGGAAAUACUCGGAUCGCUUUACUUAACACUGUCAAAUGGCAUUGGAAUCUGUUUAAAGGAUUAUGGCAACAAAUUUCUACAAAACAUAAUAGAUUCAGAAAAAUUUCAGGAUGUUAUUUCAACUAUGGCUAAAAAUUUUCCAGAGAAUAUUUGCAAACAUAUUUUGGGUUUAGCCCAACGUUUCAUCGACGACAUGUUGGAUGAAAUAAUGCGACAAGUGCGCUCUUCUAUUUCCACCGAAUCUAUUAUUUAUCGCAUACUCGAACUUUUUGUGAAAAAAUAUAAGGAUGUGCCAUACGCGUAUAUUGCCGCAGAGUCCGAUAAAAUACUGAUGACUAUUAAAAUAUAUUUCUUAUCAUUGAAUACCAGUGGCUAUGGAGGUACUACAAAGUGCACUCAUUGCGUAGGACGCUAUUCUGUGUGUAGUUUGUAAAGGUUAAUGAGUAAGGUUGUGCAAAUUUCUGUUCGAGGCUAUCUACGUCUACCAACUCUUCGAAUGGCUUGGACAAAGGCUCACCACUAGUUAUAGGCUAUAAAAUGAAGCACAUAAUAAUGGAAUUAAGCAAACAAUAAGGCAUAACUUUCUUUAAGGCUCAAAUAUACAAGAGCAAAGGCAUUUUUUGAUCAAAUUUUUCUAGAUUUAUCUAAUGUGUUAAUUCUUUGUGCUUUUCACAAAAAGACUGCUAUUUAUUUAAGCAUGUCUUCGAUUUUAUUAAAUGUAAGAAACAGAAACUCAAUACCUUCAGGUGCCUUGCAAGGUUUUGAGACCAAUACUAAAUGCACAAAUUUACGAUUAUUUUAUACAAUACAUAUUAUUAACAAUGUUCUAAUAAAAAUUAAGCAUAUCAAAAACAAA
Molecule: messenger RNA, 2800 nt
Organism: Stomoxys calcitrans (stable fly)
Lineage: Eukaryota; Metazoa; Arthropoda; Insecta; Diptera; Muscidae
Exons: 7
Coding region: 134-2377 (747 amino acids)
Source: RefSeq, a predicted model, not a curated record